GCAGGGAGCGACUGGAACGCUGAGAGAAGAAAGAAAGAAGUGAGAGCGAGAGCGCAGAUCUGAGGAUCUAAAGCAGGCAGGACGCAGCAGGAAGACGCAGCGAAUUACGCACAGUCUCCAGUUUGGAUGCUCGUCUCCCUGGGCGGACUUUGACUCACUCUUUGGACAUGGAGCUGCAUUCUUGAGACAGUGUGAAGAAGGAAUUGUUUUUACUAGUUGAUGAGAGAAGUGAGAGCCGUCCAGGCUUCGUUUCCUGUUUGCAGCUGGGCUGAAGAAGCCCCGCAGAGCUGCCUGAACACCAGAGCUCCUUCUCCGCGUAAGACCGCUGCCUGUCCGCUGCCAAACUCGGUGGAGAGAGAGAGAGAGAGAGAGAAAAAAAGAAAAUGUGCGACCUGAUGCCACCAGCCUCCCAGCCCGUGGAGAAAAUCGGCAAAAUGAAAAAGUUGAGGAGAACUUUGUCAGAGAGUUUCAGGAGCAUUGCUUUCAAGAAAGAGGACAGCGGCUUUGAUGAGAUAUGUGUCACAAAGAUGUCCACACGCAGCUGCCAGGGAACAGACUCGGUCAUCAAGCCCCUGGACACCAUCCCUGAGGACAAGAAGGUGAGAGUGCAGCGCACGCAGAGCGGCUUCGACCCGUUUGAGAAGCCUGCCAGCCAGGUGAAGAGGGUCCACUCUGAGAACAAUGCCUGCAUCAACGCCAAGAGCUCGUCCGCCGGCAAGGAGUCGCCAAAACUGCGCCGACACUCCAGCCCUAGUUCUCCCACAAGCCCCAAGUUUGGAAAGGCAGAUUCCUAUGAGAAGCUGGAGAAACUGGGAGAAGGCUCAUAUGCUACAGUUUACAAAGGAAAGAGCAAGGUGAACGGGAAACUGGUGGCUCUGAAGGUGAUCCGCCUGCAGGAGGAGGAAGGAACACCUUUCACUGCAAUAAGAGAAGCGUCUCUUCUGAAAGGCCUAAAGCACGCCAACAUUGUGCUGCUCCAUGACAUCAUCCACACCAAGGAAACCCUCACGCUGGUCUUUGAAUAUGUGCACACAGACCUGUGUCAGUACAUGGACAAACAUCCUGGAGGUCUCCAUCCUGACAACGUGAAGCUGUUCCUGUUCCAGUUACUGAGAGGCCUGUCCUACAUCCACCAGAGGUACAUCCUUCACCGCGACCUGAAACCACAAAACCUGCUCAUCAGUGACACUGGAGAGCUCAAACUGGCUGAUUUUGGCCUGGCCAGGGCCAAGUCAGUCCCCAGCCAUACCUACUCCAACGAAGUGGUGACCCUGUGGUACCGGCCUCCUGAUGUCCUGCUGGGAUCCACAGACUACUCGACCUGCCUGGACAUGUGGGGAGUUGGCUGCAUUUUCAUUGAGAUGAUCCAAGGAGUGGCUGCCUUUCCUGGGAUGAAGGACAUCCAGGAUCAGCUGGAGAGGAUAUUCCUGGUCCUUGGCACCCCGUCUGAGGAUACCUGGCCUGGUGUGAACUCUCUGCCUCACUUCAAGCCAGACCGCUUUACGGUGUACAGCGCUAAGAAGCUCAGACAAGCGUGGAAUAAGUUGGGCUACGUGGACCACGCUGAGGAGUUGGCCUCCAGGUUCCUCCAGUGCUUCCCAAAGAACCGUCUGUCAGCUCAGGCAGCACUGAACCACGAAUACUUCAGCAACCUUCCUCCACGGCUCUGGGAGCUGCAGGACAUGUCUUCUAUCUUCACCGUACCAAAUGUCAAGCUGCAGACAGAGAGCGGGGACAGCAUACAGGUGUGUGCACGAAGGAACAGUCAUGGGAAGGCAUCCUCUGGCAGCAAACACUGACCUGAGGCAGCAUCCUGCACAUGAUGCCUGACAGGUUGCUGUGGUUUAAAAGAGUGAAGACAAAGACGCUGAGAAGGAGGAUCAGACGAAUGAAAGAGCCCCAGUUCUCUUUAUUUAUUACCUUCACAGUACGUGAGCGUGCGAGCGGAUGCGUGUGUGAGCGUGUGGCGUGUGCAUGAGGAAGCGUGUGAGCAUUGAACAUAGACACGAAUGCAUGUGAGCAUUAUGAACGGUACCUAAGAUUUCAGGCUAUCAUUUGCAAAUUUUGUUUACUUUUUAUAAGGUUCAAUAACUCCUAUAUCAUUGUCACAGUAUAAACAAAAAGGACUUUACUAUUGGUACAUAUUGUGUUUUGUGUUUGUAACUAGCCUCCUAUUUAAGAAUGUAUAUUUGUAUGUAUGAUAUACUCAUUUAGAAACUAUAUAAUGGACACUUUUAAUAUCGCUUCAUCUUCUAACCACUAAACUGCUCUCGCCAUGACAUAACAGCUUCAGACAGGAGACACACAGACAAAAAUACAUGAACAAGACCGGAAACUAUGGAUUCAGCUCAAAAAUGUUCCUUCUCAGCCGGUUUAAACUUUUUUAUCCUAACUGGGUUCAACUCCAAAUUUGUGGAACCACAAACAUCAAUAUUACUAAAAGGGAGGGCUUUACAGUAUGACAGAUCCCCUGGCAGCCAUGUUGGAGGUCCUUUUGUUUCAUAAACAGCUGAUAACAGAAGAUCAAACUGGUUUGAUGACUGGUAUGUAGAUUUGGCUGGUUUAUUAGCUGGCUUACAGUGGUGUGAGGCUGCUCAACAAUUUUGGAUCCCCUUUAAAUGCUUAAAUGCAUUUGAAGGUCCCCAAUAGGACAGAGAGAUUCUCAUCUUUGUCAGAUGAUCCUCCUUCUUUCAGUGCGUGCCACCUGUGCGGGUUAAGACUGCACAUCCAGACAUUAUCCAUUAUCCAAUGAGAUGCUUCGUUUUUGUAGUUUUUACCAUCAUUCCCCAAAAACCAAGACCGGUUAGAGUAGUCAAUGGCUUAACAUAUAAACUGAUGUUCUUUAGUCAAGAUAUCGGCAAUGUAACCUGACACGCCAGAUGGAUUGUUUCGCACAUCCAUCUGGAAAACCUCCCAUAGACAGGGUUUGGUAAAGGGCAGAGCCUUUGAAAAAAACUCGGAGGGUAAUUGGAUGAACGUUCUGUCACAUCUUUACAGGCCAAUCAGAGCAACAGCACACGUGACGUAGCCGUUUAAUUGAAAUUUUGCCCAGAAAAGCUCACCACUGAACAAAAUAGGGACGUUUUUCACUUCACAAGUAAUAGAUGCAGUAAUGCAUCAGUAUAUGACUGCUUUGGUUUUUUACUGGGACUGCUGAAUAAUUGUUUUUUCAGCAUUAAUCUCUGAUUUUCUAUACUCGGUUACAAUUCAUUUUAAUUACGUGCAAUUUUUAAAUUCCUCUGUUCUACAAUUCAAAACUGUUCUUAUGCUUUUGUUUUGUAUUUUUAUAGUCCUAAACUAAGGGGUUUCCUUUUAUUCCUCUUCUGCAAUGUUAACAUAACCUUGCAAAGCUGAUGGAUUGGUCAGACUUCAUGUCUGUCAUCAGGCAAAUCUGUCUUACAAAGCUUUUUCUUGUGGGGAACCAAACACUAUUCUGACCAAUCAGCAUCAUUUGAGGAGAACGAGGCGGUAGCAAUGGGCGGGGUUUAGUUGUACUGUGAGCAGACAGCAACAUCUGUGUUACUGUGCUGCUAUACUUGGUGGAGUAUAGCGGCAGUUUAAUCUCAACUGGACCACAUUUCUUUAUACAAUAAAGAGCAACAAACAGCACUGAACGCUUUCAUGGCAGAGAAGGCGUGUCCGCCCUUCUGCUGACCUGCUUCGGCAUGAGUUUGCAAGACUUACAGGGGAAGGGGGGUGGGAGCUGUAGUAGGACAGUGUUAAUUUCAUCAACUAAAACGAUGACUAGAAAUGUUCGUCAACAGCUUUUUUUCCCAUGACUAAAACUAGACUAAAACUAACAAAAAUAGAUCUUUGAUGACUAAGACUGACAAAAGGUAAGUUAAGUUUGUGUCAAGAUGAUUAAAACUAGACUAAAAUGUAAUUUAGGUUUAGUCAGACAUUAAAUAUCUGAUCUUUCAUCACUGUGGGUAAAUCUGUCAAAAAACAAUGCAUCUGUAUUUCUUUUGUCUCUCAGCUGUAGAAAGCAGGGACCCCAGGUUUGGCAGAGUGCAGAGAACACACUACCAUGAUUUGGUACC
Messenger RNA from Cheilinus undulatus (humphead wrasse), 4040 nucleotides. RefSeq names its product cyclin-dependent kinase 14 (gene cdk14). Bases 384 to 1799 code for a protein of 471 amino acids. Gene Ontology annotation, molecular function: cyclin-dependent protein serine/threonine kinase activity; cyclin binding; ATP binding. The record is from RefSeq and is a predicted model, not a curated record. The transcript has 15 exons. Lineage: Eukaryota; Metazoa; Chordata; Actinopteri; Labriformes; Labridae. Gene Ontology annotation, biological process: protein phosphorylation. Gene Ontology annotation, cellular component: cytoplasm; cytosol; nucleus.